AUGUUUUUCGCCCAAAUCUAUGAUGAACGCAAUGAAGGACGGGCACGCACAGACAAUCAGCACAAUCAUAAAAAGAAGGGAGAAGAGCAGAGCCUCAUUUUGCCUCAAGUGGUCAGGAGGCCCUGGGAAGUCCGCGGGGACGGCUACUUGCCCGGCUUCAGAGGGACAGUCACAAACUGGACUCUUUAUGAAGAUGCCCUUCUUGAUGUACUCACAGCACCCGACUCAGGGGUGCACCCAGAGACUGUGGGAGGCCGGUUCUUGUGGUGCGAAAGCAGCUUAAGGUCUCCAGAGCAUUUCGGCCGCCUCGGGGAGAUUUGCUUCGAGCUGCUCGAGGCAGAAAGGUUCCUUUCAGUGGACAAGGACACACUUUCGGCUUUGGCGAUAAGCGGCUGCUUGCUGAGUCCCGCUGAACUGUCUACGGACCUAGGAGACAGCAGCAGCAGCAGCAGCAGCAGCAGCGCGCUGCAGGUCCUGCGCUGCAUGCAGCACUUCUCGGGACUCAUUGUGGACUUGGGCGCUUCUCUUAGUCGCAUCACUCCCAUUUUGUCUGGACAGGCUUUGGGCUGUUUGGCUGUGGAGUUGCCGCUGGGGGGCAGAGACAUAGACGCCUUUCUCUGCAGCAGCUUGCUGCAGCAGCAGCAGCAGCAGCAGCAGAGGCAGCAGGAGCUGAAGCAGCCAGUCAAAGUCGACUUCAGGCCUUGCUACUGCGCAGUGGCUGCAGCGCGGUCGAUAAAGGAACAAGUCGUCUGCUGCGCCACAGAGAGAGGGCUCGUUUUUGCUGCGGAAACAUCUCUGGCUAGGAAUAACCCCUGCAGUGUACGUACACCUCGAGGCUGCAGCCGCUGCAGCAGCAGCAGCAGCUUCUGCAGCAGCAGCUGGCCGGGCGCAGGCUACAAGAGCAACACGAAGAAGCGCCGCUGUGGGGAGGGACUUUGGGAAGCCGCUGAGGACACAGAUGUGAAACACCAGCAGCAGCUGCAGCAGCAGCAGCAGCAGCAGCUCGAGACUCAGUGGCUGGUUGGUGACUGCCGCGUUGCUGCUGCUGAGCUUCUGUUUGACGCAAAGACCCUCACAGAGUACAGGCACAGCAGGGCCGAGGCGGAGCCCCUGAGCGCCCUCCAUUUGCUGCCGCUGCAGACAGCCGUGGCAGCUGUGGUGGAGAAGUGCCCUAUAGACACUCGAAAGUGUUUGCUGCAAAAUGUUUUCGUUGUGGGGGGCACGUCACUCAUACCCGGAGUGGCGGCUCGCCUUCAGACGGAGCUUAGGGAGCUGUACCGAUACCGCAAAGCACACGCUUCAUUCCUCCCCCGUGUGCAUGUGCUGCCUCACCCGGAGCUGCAGCAUCAUGCGGCCGUCUGCGGGGGUCUUCGGUUUGGUGUGCAGCAUCACUACGAUCUCAAUAACAUGACGAGGGAGCAGAGGAGAGCACAGGAGGCUGCAGCAGACUACAGCAGGCUGCAGGAAACUGCAGCAGACUGCAGCAGAUUGCAGCUGCAGCAGGCUGCAGCAUUCUGUAGCAUUCUGCAGCAGAUUGCAGUGCACAGACUGCAGCAAACUGCAGCUGCAGCAGACUGCAGCAGGCUGCAGCAGAGUGUAAUGCACGAACGGCAGCAGACUUCUGUGAAUCUUUGGCACUUCAAGGCCACUGCAUUGAGUUUUCAUGAUGCGCGGCUUGCAGCCUUUCAUGAAGACGCAGCAGCAGCAGCAGCAGGUUCUGCUGCUACUUCAGCAUCGCUGCAGCAGCAGGAACAGGAGCAGCUUCCACAGGUUGCCACAACUGAGAAGUGCUUAGAUGAGAAGCAGCAACUUUGGGCAGUAACAUCAGCAACAGUAGUAGUUGCUGCUGCUGCUGCUGCUGAAGCAGCUUCUGCUCUGACGCUACUUCAGUGCGAUUGCCUCAUUACAUGGAUGCAUCCAGGUGCUCCAGCAGCAGCUGCUUCUGGUGCAGUAGACGCUGUUGCUCCAGCUGCAGCAGCAGCAGCUGCUGCCGUUGCUAUCCUUGCUGCUGAACUACCGUCUGAUCGGCUGCUGGAGGGCUCCGUGCUGCAGCAGCACUGCUGCUGUGCCGCUGAAGAGAAGCUGCUGCUCGCUUUGGCUCAGAUCUCAAUUGGCAGCAACAGCAGCCACAACAGCAACAGCAAAAGCAGCAACAGCAACAUGAGCAGUUGCAGCAGCAUCACAGCAACAGCAGCAACAGCGGCAGUAGCAGCAACAACAGCAGUUGCAGCAGCAUCAGGAGCAACAGCAGCAACAGCAACAAAAGAAGCGGCAGCAACAACAAAAUCGACAGCAGCACUAAAAGCACGAGCAGCAACACAACAGUAG
Messenger RNA from Eimeria tenella, 2328 nucleotides. RefSeq lists its product as uncharacterized. The transcript has 12 exons. Lineage: Eukaryota; Apicomplexa; Conoidasida; Eucoccidiorida; Eimeriidae. The coding region runs from base 1 to 2328 and encodes 775 amino acids. The record is from RefSeq and is a predicted model, not a curated record.